AAGGGCAUUGUGCGCCAUGUCGACUGCUUCGAUCAACGGUUGGUGCCUUUCGUCAACCUCUGGAGCCCAGACUUGUGUGAGGAAAGCUACAUUGCGUCCCUGUGUGUUCGCUAGGCUUAACUCUUCGCCAUCUCCUCCUUCCCUCAUCCAGAACAAGCCUGUUUUCGCUGCCCCUGCUCCCAUCAUCACCCCUACUUGGAGAGAAGACAUGGGGAAGGACUCGUACGAGGACGCUAUUGAGGCUCUCAAGAAACUUCUCAGUGAGAAGGGGGACUUGAAAGCUGUUGCUGCUGCAAAAGUGGAGCAGAUAACGGCAGAGUUACAAACUCCAAAUUCCGACGCCAAAUUUAACCCUGUUGAGAGGAUCAAAACCGGUUUCAUUCACUUCAAGAGAGAGAAAUUCGACAAGAACCCGGCUUUGUACGGUGAGCUGGCCAAAGGACAAAGUCCCAAGUUUAUGGUGUUUGCAUGCUCUGAUUCCCGGGUCUGCCCAUCACAUGUGUUGGAUUUCCAACCAGGAGAGGCUUUUGUGGUCCGCAACGUUGCUAACUUUGUUCCACCCUAUGAUAAGACAAGGUACUCUGGAACUGGGGCUGCGAUUGAAUAUGCAGUUUUGCAUCUCAAGGUGGAAAACAUUGUGGUGAUUGGGCACAGCGCUUGUGGUGGAAUUAAGGGGCUGAUAUCCAUCCCAGAAGAUGGAUCCACCUCUACUGAUUUCAUAGAAGAUUGGGUCAAAAUUGGUUUGCCUGCGAAGGCCAAGGUGAAAGCAGAGUUUAGCAAUGCAAGUGUCCCAGAACUAUGCGGACAUUGCGAAAAGGAAGCAGUGAAUUUAUCCAUUGGAAACCUGCUAACCUAUCCAUUUGUAAGAGAAGGGUUGGUGAAGAAAACUCUGGCAUUGAAGGGUGGUUACUACGACUUUGUUAAAGGAGGCUUUGAGCUCUGGGGGCUUGAGUUUGGUCUUUCUCCAUCUCUCUCCGUAAAAGAUGUGGCCACGAUACUGCAUUGGAAGCUCUAGGGCAUGCUUAGAGGUCAUUCCUGCAAGAGAUGAGGCUCUUCUUCAUAUAUUAUUUAUAUAAUAACUUAAUUGAGAGCUGGGUUAUGUAGACAAGCCUCUUUCAUUGACUUGACUGAAAUUUCAUUGUUCAUCUCAUGUUCCUUGACGUA
Alnus glutinosa is the source of this 1164-nucleotide messenger RNA. RefSeq names its product carbonic anhydrase 2. Bases 17 to 1015 code for a protein of 332 amino acids. Gene Ontology annotation, biological process: carbon utilization. The record is from RefSeq and is a predicted model, not a curated record. Gene Ontology annotation, molecular function: zinc ion binding; carbonate dehydratase activity. NCBI's taxonomy places the organism in Eukaryota, Viridiplantae, Streptophyta, Magnoliopsida, Fagales, Betulaceae. The transcript has 10 exons.